AUGAUGUCUAUGGGGUUCAUGCCUGACAGUCUGAAUGCCUCAGAUCCCUCCAAGUCGGCCUUUCUAGAGUUCGGCCACGGACACCCGGCGCACCAGCAGCACUCCCCGGGACUCUCUCACAUUUAUCCCGUCCAUGGCUUGCACGCCGCCGGCCAUUCCCAGCACGAAACUCCCUUCCCCGGCAGCUCGUCCUAUGGCCGCUCUCUGGGCUACGCCUACCCCGGCGCGGUGAACGCUCAUCCCCCGUCUGCGUACAUGCCCUACCAGCACAGCAAUCACAGCAACAGCAGCAGCCUGGCCCACAGCAGAUUAGAGCAGACAGAUCGCGAGAAGUCCACGGUGAGUGAGACCAGGGACAUUCGUCUAAAUGGCAAAGGGAAGAAGAUCCGGAAGCCCCGGACCAUCUACUCCAGUCUGCAGCUGCAGGCUCUGCACCAGCGCUUCCAGCAGACCCAGUACCUGGCCCUACCUGAGCGCGCCGACUUGGCGGCCAAAAUGGGGCUCACCCAGACUCAGGUGAAAAUAUGGUUUCAGAACAAGCGCUCCAAGUACAAGAAGAUCAUGAAGCAUGGCAGCGGAUCAGAGGGGGAACAUCUCCACAGCACCAGCUCCAUCUCCCCCUGCUCGCCCGGCAUGCCCCAGCUCUGGGAGGUCUCCAUGGCGAACAAGGGCGCGUCGAUGCACCCGAACAAUUACAUGAACAGUUUUGGUCACUGGUACCCAAACCACCAUGCCCAUCAUCAGGACGCGGUGCCCAGGCCUCAGAUGAUGUGA
This is a messenger RNA of Limanda limanda (common dab), 774 nucleotides long. RefSeq names its product distal-less homeobox 4b (gene dlx4b). The transcript is spliced from 3 exons. Gene Ontology annotation, biological process: embryo development; cell differentiation; negative regulation of transcription by RNA polymerase II. Lineage: Eukaryota; Metazoa; Chordata; Actinopteri; Pleuronectiformes; Pleuronectidae. The record is from RefSeq and is a predicted model, not a curated record. Gene Ontology annotation, molecular function: RNA polymerase II cis-regulatory region sequence-specific DNA binding; DNA-binding transcription factor activity, RNA polymerase II-specific. Bases 1 to 774 code for a protein of 257 amino acids.